This is a messenger RNA of Gryllus bimaculatus (two-spotted cricket), 5198 nucleotides long. NCBI's taxonomy places the organism in Eukaryota, Metazoa, Arthropoda, Insecta, Orthoptera, Gryllidae. The record is from the annotation of a GenBank genome assembly.
GCGGCCCGUGCGGUUGAAGACAUGGACGACGCGCAGUUGGCAAUCCGGCGUCGCUUGGCGGAGAUCAUAUGUUCGCCGCGCAACUCCGAGGCGGGGCCGUCCGGGAUGUGUGGCCGUGCGGCGAAGCGGCCCUGCGGCUGGCCGGGCUCCUCUUCGUCGAUGGCUGCGGGAGCGCCACCCGGAAGGGAGGCAGCAAAGAUAGAGCCGAGUCGAAGGUCGCGGCGGAUACAGAGGUCUGUACGGGAAACAGCCUCUCCGCCGAAAAGGCAGCGACGCGAUUCCGUUCAGCCAUUAAGUGGGUACCCCGAUUCGGUGUGUACCCCGGAGUUAGAUGUGAAAAAAACGCCGGCGUUGGAUCAAAAGAGUGAGAUCGCGAAGGAAUGUGCCUCUGUCGAUUCACGGAACGAUUUCCAGGCGAAAUCAAACGGUACUGCUGAGCUAGAGAAUGUUUCCAAGAUUCAGUUCAAUUGGAAGUCGCCCAGGGAUGAGGUUGCGGGGAAGGAAUGUGCCUCUGUUGUGGAACCACUGAAUGAUCACGUGGGGUCAUCGAAUGGUACAGCGGAGUUAGAAGCUACCAAGACUGAAUCGACUCGGAAGUCGCUCCGGGGUGAGAGGGCAGUGAAGGAAAGUACCGCAGUUGCGGAACGAAACGACCUCGAGGAACCAUCGAAUGGUACUGCGGAGUUGUAUGAAGCUACAAAGACAGAUUCAAAUCGAAGGUCGCGCCGGGAGGAGGCUACAAAGUCUGAAUCGAAUCGAAAGUCGUCCCGAAGUGAUAUAGUCGCGAAGGAAAGUGCCUCUGCUGUUGAAUCACAUAAUAAUCACAUGGGGCCACCGAAUGGUACUGCGACGUUGGAGGCUACCGAGUCUCCAUCGAAACGAAACUUGCGCCGAAGUGAUAGGGUAGCGAAGGAUUUGUUAAACUCUGUUGUUGAUGCACAUAAUAAUUCUGGGAAGUUAGAGGAGGCUAUCAAGUCUGAAUCGAAUCGAAAGUCGUCCCGAAGUGAUAGGAUAGCGAUGGAAAGUGUCUCGGCUGUUGUAUUACAGAAUACUCACUUGGGGACAUCGAAUGAUCUGGCAAAGUUGGAGGAGGCUGCCAAGUCUCAGUCGAAUCGAAACUUGUGCAGAAGUGAUAGAGUAGCGAAGGAAAAUGCCUCUGCGAUUGAUUCACAUAAUCACAUCGGGCCACCAAAUGAUACUGCGAACACGGAGGCUACCAAAUCUCCAUCGAAUCGAAAUUUGGGUCGAUGUGUUAGGGAAGCGAAGGAAUUGUUGAACGCUGUUGUUGAUACACAGAAUAAUCUCAUGGGGCCUUCUAAUGUCACGGGGAAGUUAGAGGAUACUACCACCAGGUCUCCAUCGAAUCCAAACUUGCGCCGAAGUGAUAGGUUAGCGAGGGAUUUGUUAAACUCAGGUGUUCCUCGGAAUAAUCAUAUCGGGCUUUCGAAUAACACUGGAAAGUUAGAGGAGGCUACCGAGUGCGAAUCGAAUCGAAAGUUGCCCCGAAGUGAUAGGAUAGCGAUGGAAAGUGCCUCGGCUGUUGUGUUACAGAAUACUCACGUGGGGACAUCGAAUGAUCUUGCGAAGUUAGAGGAGCCGGCGAAGUCUCAGUCGAAUCGAAACUUGCGCCGCAGCGAUAGAGUAGCGAAGGAACGUGCCUCUGCGACUGAAUCACGAUAUCUCGUCGGCCCAUCGAUAGGUACUGCAGAGUUACAAGGUGCUAGAAAGGCCGGAUCCAAUCGAAAGUCGUUCCGGGGUGUUAGGGUAGUGAAGGAAAGUAAAUAUGUCGAACCACGGAAUAACUUCGAGGAGUCAUCGAACGGUACUACAGUGUUAGAAAAGGCUGCAAAGACUAUGUUGAAUCGAAAGUCGCUUCGGGGUGAUAAGGUAGAGAAAGACAGUGCUGCUGUUAUUGAACCGCGGGAUGAGUUCGAGGCGUCAUCGAACGGUACUGCGAAAUCAGAAGAAUCGAAUCCAACGUCGCCCGGGAGCGACGGUGUAGUGAAGGAAAGUGCAUCUGUGUUUGAACCUCGGAAUGAACUCGAGGGGUCAUUGAAUGAUACUGCGGAGUUAGGAAAUGCUGCAAAUAUUGAAUCGAAUCGAAAAUCACCACGGGCAGUGAAGGAAAAAGCCGCUGCUGUUGAACCGCGAACUGAUCUCGAAGAUUCAUCGAGUAGUACUGCGGAGUUAGGCGAGACUUCGGAAUCGCACGAAGUGCGUCCGAGGACCAGCAUUGCACCUGAAGAAUCUACGGCAACGCAAUCGCGAUGUGUUAACUUGGGACCAUCAAAGCGUGCGCUAGAAUCAGAAGAGUUCUCAAACUUAGAAUCGGGUGAUUUGGCGCUCGAGUUUGACGUCGAUGUGGAGGCACUAGUUCCCGCGGUGAGAGUGCCUCGUGGCAAAGCAGAGCUGUCAGUGUGUGCUCCGGAGGAAGCUGCCGGUCCCAACACGAGGUUGAAUUCGAAAUGUGGCGAGCAGGGUUCGAGGAAUGAUUCUGCAGUGAAACUACGUCAGUGUAGCUCAACACUGCCAUCUGUGAAUUCGUUGACAUCUCUGGUAAAUGGGGCUAAGGACGUAGACGUAGAGGAGGACGUAGAGGCAAUGGUUCCUGCUGCGAGACUGUUUCGUAGAAACGCGGUGCCUUUAGGUAUUUCGAAGGUUUUGACUGAAAAGAGAGCAACAAAACCAACCAACCCGAAGUCCAAAUUGAGAACGCUUGGAGCGAGGCCGGAGGAUGAUGCCACUCUGAAACGCCCACGACGACGAUGUAGAACACAGAAAUCUGCGAGUCUGCUGGCGACAGAUCUUCAGGUAAAAGAAGGUGUAAUUGCUGAAACGAUGCUGGAGGCGCAGGACGCGGAUGUGGAUGUGGAAGAAGUGGUUCGUGCCACGAGAUUAGCAACACGGCGAAACAACGCGUGGUCAUCUGGAGCUCUGGAAGAAGCGUGCUCAAAAAGACGACAGCGGGGCACAACAGGGCCGUCUGGUAGUUUUGUGGUUGGGCUUCAGUUAAAGGACGCUGCAUAUAUUGACGCGGGGCUGACGCCAGACACGGAGCUGGACGUGGAAGCAGUGGUCCCUGCGGCGAGAUUGCAGCGUAGCAGGGCGAGUCUAUCGAUAGGUGUUUUGGAGAAAGUGUCUGAGAAUAGAAUAAAAACGGACACCGGUGUGAGACGGACGACGAAAAGUAGGGAGGUUGAUGUUUCGAAUGAAAACGUCUCUACUACAAGACGUCUGCGGAACACAGCUGUGACAUCUUGGAGUUCUGUGAGUGAUCGUCAUGUAAAGGAGACUUCACGUACUAAUGAGAGUCCGAUGACGUCAGACGUGGAUCUAGAUGUGGAAGCAGUGGUCCCUGCAGUGAGACUGCGUCGUAGCAGUGCGAGUCAAUCGGUAGGUGUUUCGGAGAGAGUGUCUGAAAAUAGAAGAACACCUGGCACCGAAGCGAGGUCGACGUCAAAAAGUAGCGAGGUGGAUUCAGAUGAGCAAGCCUUUACGACGAGACGGCGUCUGCGGAAAAAAGCUGCUCGUUCUUCAGCGGUCGAUCCUCGUGUAAAUAAACCUGCAGACACUGAAGCGCUCCGAAUGACGCAAGGAGAGGAGUUCGAUGUAGAGGAGCUGGUCCCUGCCACGAGAUUGCGACGUGACGUCCCGUUGCGGACUGCGGGUACGUCGGAGGACCACGAAACUAAAUCGUCGCGAGAUCCUAGCGUGUGUAGGAAGACGCGAAUAUCGGAGACGGAAGUAGAUCAUUUAACGCCCGUAAACGGACUGCAACGCGGCGCGUCCGGGCUACAAUCCGACACUCCGGAGGCGGAACUUAGAGCUACUUCCACAGCGAUGAAACGACACCGUGCUGCGGAGGGGCCGUUGACGGAUGUCUUGGAAACCACUUCCAAUGAUGAGAUAGAAAUGGAGGAAACGGUAUCUGCCACGAGGCACGAGAUUGGCCCAAACGAACCAUUAACGAAUGCUUCGGAGCUCUCUCGUGACCUUCACGAUACUUCAAAGACCAAAUCGAGUCACACGAUGCGGGGAUCGAAAGAAGGCUUGGAAGAAACGUUAUCUGCGUCUGAACCAUACACAGAAGGUCCACUAAUUGGUAGAUUAGACACUCCCGAGGCCAAAGAAGGAGAAACAGAUUCGAGCAGGAAUAUGAGAGGGAUGGAUGAUGUAAUAGAAGAACGUUCACUAGAAAUGAGUCGUCUGCGAGACACAUCGGAAUCUGUAAAUAACUCUCAAGAGGCAACUUGCGAGUUGCAACAACGCGCAGAACCCGAAACGCGUCUAGGUUCCCGCGAUGUAGUGAAAUCUGCAACUCCUGCCUCGCCGGAACCGUUGGUGGGCAAACCGGAGGCCGUGGAUCGCGAAUCGAAGCAAGGUGUCAAGCGAGGGCCUGAGGAACAAGUGGAUCCAACCACCCGAACAAAAAGACAGCAAUGUGGGUCGGUAGUAGCCUCAACGGCCGCGACGACUGCGACGUCAGAUAUGUUGGGGACUGAGUCGAAUGUCUGUACGCAAGGCACAGACAUUGAAGCGUACGAAGUCACUGGUGUUACGAGACAAGUGUUUAAUACGACCUGCACGGGAUCGCAAGUUUCUGAUUCGGGUGCGAGCUCCGCUCCAAUCAACGGUCCAAACGAACCUCGGGAGCGGCUUGAAAGUGUGGGGGCCAUUACAGACACAGCGCGAGUGGACUUCGACGGAAACGAAGUGACCGCCAACAGCGACGCUGCGGAUCAAGCCCUCGACGAAUCGAAUGCGACGAGAAUAGAGGUUUCGGAACGAAGAGAGAUGGAGACGAAAAAGGAGGCACUGGAACGUAUCGGAGCUUAUUUGUUCCGGAAAGUGGGUUCCCGGACACUGACCCUUGUUCCGGUCGUUCGCAAGCUCGACGUGUCUGCAGCGGUGGGCGGCGCUGCGAAUGACAUGGCAACGGUAAAAGACGGAGCAGACGUGCCGGCCGCGUCUUCUCGGGCGGCGACCGAAGAAGCCGACGAUGACGACAUCGUGGAGGUGGCGAGGAUCAUCGCGCCGCCGAGGGGGGUUAUCGUGCGGGGCCCGCUGUGCCCACCCGGGCCCCCGCGGCCGAGCGCUAGCCCUCGUCCCGGGGUGAUCGUGUACGGCCGCCAUGUCGCAGGCCGCCGCCGCCGCCGUACCCAGUCACAGACGAGAAGGCCCGCGUGAGCAGCGAGAGU